UCUUCACCAGCACCGAAGAAGGUGAGCACUAAGUUCUCCGACGUGUUGGCGUUCAGUGGGCCUGCACCGGAGAGGAUCAACGGAAGGUUGACAAUGAUAGGGUUUGUGUCAGCGAUGGCGGUAGAAUUAACCAACGGUCAAGAUGUGUUCGCUCAGAUCUCACACGGUGGAGUUCCGACGUUUGUAGCGACGAGUUUGGUACUGUCGCUGGCGUCGUUGGUGCCGUUGUUUAAAGGGGUGAGAGCGGAGUCAAAGUCGAGUGGGUUGAUGACGUCGGAUGCAGAGCUGUGGAACGGACGGGCUGCGAUGUUGGGUUUGGUUGCUUUGGCUUUUACCGAAUAUGUGACGGGCAGUGCCCUUAUAUGAUGAAUUUUUCUAUAUAACAAAGAGGCUACAGGUACUUACUUUUAAAUCGUGGUCUUAGAUGAUGAAAGUUUGAAUAUCGAAUUAGAAUGUUUGUAGACAUGUACUUUAAAAGCUUGUAAGUAUAUGAGUAAAUGAUGAAAUAUUUUGAUUUAUGAAUA
This is a messenger RNA of Helianthus annuus (common sunflower), 524 nucleotides long. RefSeq names its product early light-induced protein 2, chloroplastic-like. The annotation marks the transcript as partial. The transcript has a single exon. The record is from RefSeq and is a predicted model, not a curated record. NCBI's taxonomy places the organism in Eukaryota, Viridiplantae, Streptophyta, Magnoliopsida, Asterales, Asteraceae.